Menidia menidia (Atlantic silverside) is the source of this 4049-nucleotide messenger RNA. The record is from the annotation of a GenBank genome assembly. Lineage: Eukaryota; Metazoa; Chordata; Actinopteri; Atheriniformes; Atherinopsidae.
GCGCCGAGCCGAGCCGAGCAGACCGGGGGAAACGAACCCGGCCGAACCGAGCCGCCGCCAUCCACUCUCCCGCCGGUGAUGCACGGUGACCGGCAGGCCUGAAGCCGCGACGGGAACCUGAACGCAGCACCCCCACCAGCCCCGUUAGCCCUCCCUCAGUUUGCGUCACCGGCUGCUCGGUUCUGAGCCGGUUGUGGUUCUGCUGCAGCAUGGAGCGCUCCGGCAGCAUCCAGCUGGAUAUCCCAGACUUCAGUAACUCGGUCCUGUCUCACCUGAACCAGCUGCGCGUUCAGGGCCGCCUCUGCGACAUCGUGGUCAACGUUCAGGGCCAGAGCUUCCGCGCCCACAAGGUGGUCCUCGCCGCCAGCUCGCCGUACUUCCGCGACCACAUGUCUCUGAGCCAGAUGAGCACGGUGUCGCUGACGGUCAUCCGGAACCCGUCUGUGUUUGAGCAGCUGCUGACCUUCUGCUACACCGGCCGCCUCUGCCUGCAGCUCGCCGACAUCAUCAGCUACCUGACGGCGGCCAGCUUCCUGCAGAUGCAGCACAUCAUCGACCGCUGCACGCAGAUCCUGGAGGGCAUCCACCUGAAGAUCAGCCUGGCCGACCUGGACGAGGAGUCCAGGGAGGACGAGGUAAGGGGCCCCAGGAGCAGCAGGACCCUGGAGGCCGUGGUGCGGGGGGCGGGUCACCACGGCGGCCUGCGGCUGCUCGGCCCGCGAGGAGCCGGCGAGGCGUGCGAGGCGGUCAGCCCGGCGGAGGAGCCGCUCAGCCCGCCGCCCGCCGUGGAGCCCGGGGCCGCCAGCAGCCGAAGCAAAGAGCCCAUCCUCCGGAUAAACCGGGCCGGCCAGUGGUACGUGGAGACCAGCAGCGAGCCGGAGAGGAGCGGCAGCGCCGAGGAGGGCGGGGCCGCGGACGGAGUGCGGGUCAAAACCGAGAGGAUGGAGGAGUGGAUCGGAGCCGGGGAGCACCAGGAGGAGGGGGGCCCGGUGGAGGAGGGGACCACCGUGAUGAUCGACACGUCUGGACGCAGCACGCUGGUGACGGCGCCGCUGGGGGCUCGCGGCGUGCAGCCGUCCUCCAGCUUCAGUGAGACCGACAGGUUCAGCCCGACCGGCAGCGUGGUCGUCCUCACGGAGCGGCAGAGGGCGAAGAGCGAGUCUCCGAGCAGGGCGGACGAACUGCGGCAGCCCAGCUCACAGGGUGAAGAGCAUACAGCGUUUGAUAUGGGUGGAUAUGAGGAAUACCUAAGGGAGCAGGUCGGAGACCGCUGGUUCCGCUACAACCCUCGGCUCACCUGCAUCUACUGCUGCAAGUCCUUCAACCAGAAAGGCAGCUUGGACCGCCACAUGCGUCUGCACAUGGGUAUCACGCCGUUCGUGUGCCGCAUCUGUGGGAAGAAGUACACCCGCAAAGACCAGCUGGAGUACCACAUCCGCAAGCACACCGGCAACAAGCCCUUCCACUGCCAUGUCUGCGGGAAGAGCUUCCCCUUCCAGGCCAUCCUCAACCAACACUUCCGCAAAAACCACCCAGGUUGUGCCCCCCAAGAGGCCCACAGCGCCUCCCCCGAGACCACCACCGCCUCCGUCACCUCCAGGGGAGGCCCCAGCGACGAGGCCUCCCCCAGCCAAGAGGAGCCCGAGGGCGGAGGGGGUGGGAGCAGCGGCGGGGGAGGCCAGUACGGAGAGGGUCCCCAAGCCUCCGUCUCCACCACCGGGCCCGACUGACCUCACAGUGAGGUGGAGGCUAGGGUUGAGGUCAGGGUGGAAGGUGACAGAACCAAAGGGCCAGUCUGAUCCUGUUGCACCUGAAGCUAACAGGAAGCUGAACCCCCGGAGGUCAACGGACACCCCAGAGUCCGAACCGAGAUUUUUCCGCUUUAAACCGCAUCUACCUUCACUAACCAAACAGAACAGAUUAAGCUACAAUGAAGAAACUCCACACACUCCAACAACCUCAUACACCACACCGUUCAGUGGUUCUCGUUUGCCUCCGUUUAGUUUAUGUUUCAGAUUUCUACUUUUGUAUCUUCAGGUUCACAAAGCAGCAUCACAACCGUCUGUCUAUUGGAGACUUUGCCAAACUACUCAGUGCCAGUUUACCGGUUCAAAUCCUUUGUGUUUGCCUUGAGACAAUCUGGAGCCGUCAGGUUAAAGGUAAUAACAAUAAAAAUCCUUGCGCGAAAGUGCCACACAGGUCAAGGUAGAAGAUUCAGAGAGAAAAUUCAGCUGCAAAAGUUGAAUUCCAGUGUGAUCGGAUGUCAAUUUGAUGGAUAAAGUCUGAUUUCACAAUUUCACACUACGUACCUCAUCGUAUAGGACAUUUUUGCUGUCCUCAGAUUUACAUGGGACAUUUUUCUCAGUUUAUAAAAGGGCAAGAUGUUGACUUCAAAUAUCUCGAUCUGUCAGAAUUUAGGAACGUGUGACCUCAUUAACGGCAUAGAUUUUAAAACUUUGUUUAUAAUUUAGUUUACAAACCCAUCUUCAGUAUCUCAGAGGUCUGCUGCAACCAGGCAGUACUCCAAGUAUUUCACUAACAGUCAUGUCAAAUUGAGAAACCAACAAAUUUAAGAUCCAAACCAAUCCAAAUCUGUUUUCCAUUCUGUGGUAACAGAGUUGGCCGUCAAUUAUCAGUUAUCAUUUGUGAUUUAUCAAAUUCACUUUUGACACUUUUCUUACUUUUAAUUAUGUGUAUUUCUCUUAAUAAUGAGAAAAAAGUUGUAUAGUAAAAAACUAAGGAUGGCUCUUUAAUAGCUAGUUGUAAUUUAUUUGGCUACAUGAUUUUGACUUUCCUUAAAACAGGUCCAAACAGAAAGAAAUGUAGAAAUUAAUAGCAAACAAGGAAUUCUGGCUUUAGGUCUCAUAAAGUGGCCAUUCUUUCUUGAAAAACUCUUAAAAAUUGUUCAUGUCAAAUGUUUAAUAUGAGCUAAAUAUGUAUUAGAAAAUGUUUAAACUUUUAAAAAUGGGACAUUUGAAGACAUCAUCUUGAUAGGAAGUCCAAUCACACUGGGUUAGUUAAAUUGGCUGUAAACUGUGGAAGUCUUUCAGAUGAACUGUAGAGUACUGGCAGUGUUACGUUCUUAGGAUCUUAUAGACUAGAGUGGAUCAGGAUGUUGACUGAACAAAUUCAUGGCAGGAUAACAGGACAGUGUAUAACCUCAGAUAAGCUACAAAGCUCAAUUACCUCUCAUCACUACGCAAUACAGCUGCUGCACAGCACACCACCACCGGGGGGGCCCAGCCCCACUCACACAGAGAUCACCGUCAGUUUUCUCUUAUAUUUUUAUAAACAAGCAUGACUAUUAUUUUCUUUUGUUAGUUUUUCUCGUGAGGUUUCUUGCUCUAACAACGUGUGAUGGAGAGCAAAAGCUUAAAGCGGAGGAGGCAUCGUCUAGACCCGAUCAAAUCCAUCAGGCAUUAAAUCUACUGCACUCAACCCAAAACGUCUUCUUACAGUUUAGCUAAUGCACUAAUAAGUUCACUGCAGUACAGGAGAUACACCAUGCUGUUAACACCAUAAGCCAAUUAUUGAGAAGUUUCCCCUGUUUCCUACUUUGCUUUUCUGGAAUUUGAGUAAUGAAUUUUGGAUUUUGGAAGUUUGAUAACAAUUACGGCAGGUUGGCAGGCUCUUGGCCGCUGGCUGUUAUGAUUAAUGUACCCAUGUUCACAAAGAUCAGUGCUUGAAAGCAAAGAUUAUCACUGCUAAUGUAGCUAACAUUUUUCACUACUGCUGAUGAACUGAUAGUGGCAGUUUACCAUCAGGUAAUGAUUAUUAUACUUAUUAAAACUGACCAUUUUCUUACACACCAAUUGAUAUUGACUGAUAAAUAAAGAGAAUCUGAAUGUUAAAACUCAGAAAAUUAAGAUAAAAUGCUAACAUAUAUUUUUAUCUCACAAAUUAUAUGCUAAUUAUUCGUGGCUUUUCCUCACUGGCUAACUAACUUGACAGUUAUAACAUUUUUGGAUAAUGUUUUUUUUAUUUUUUUAUAGUUAACAUUUAGUUAAAUUAGCCCUGUGACUAAACUUUUCAUAACUGACUAGUUGGCU